GUCACUGAGACGUACCAAGAAACUUAGGAGUCUGGCGCGGGGGUUGAACGGGACUAUUGGAAAAGCUUGAGACCAUGAGUCUCCCCGGAGGGAGCCCGCAGCCCAGCUACCUGCUGGCCUCAUUAAAGGCUGACUGCGUCAAUAAACCCUUUCACCAGAGAUGCCAGGACCUUGUCCGAGUCAUUGAAGAUUUCCCCGCAAAGGAGCUGCACGCCAUCUUUACGUGGCUAGUGGAGCAGGUCUUUGGCAGCCUGGACGGCAGCAUUGUGGGCUGGAACCUGAGAUGCUUACAGGAGAAGAUUGCUCCUCUGGAAUUCCAUUCCGCAUUGUUCUUCUUAGAUCCCAGUGGCGCAAUGAUGAAGCUAGUUUACAAACUGCAAGCAGAGGAAUACAGAUAUGAUUUUCCGGUUUCAUUCCUACCGGGUCCUGUACGUGCGUCUAUACAGGAGAGAGUCUUGCCAGAAUGUCCUUUCUAUCAUAACAAGAUCCAGUUUCCAUCUUCUGGAGGACUUGGUCUACAAUUGUCUCUUAAUGCAUUUGAGUAUUUCAUGUUUCACUUUGCCAUCUUCCUAAUCAUACAGAGGAACUUUAUCACAGGGCAAGUUUGCAACUACUCUGAUAACGCCUACUACAUCUUGGUGGAAAAGUACCUGAAUUGGUUCCUGCCUAUAGAAGGAAAUGUCCCCCCACCUCAUUUCUCCAACCCCGGAGGAGCCGUUCCAUCACCUGCACCGAGAUCCCCAUCAAUUUCAUUAGCUUCGUAUGGGACGAGCCCCAGUCUUUUAAAGAGACACAUUUCUCACCAGCACUUGGUAAAUGCUGACCCUGCAGCUCAGGAGAUAUGGAGAUCGGAGACCUUAUUGCAGAUAUUUGUCGAAAUGUGGCUUCACCAUUAUUCCCUUGAAGUACACCAUAAAAUGCAGUCUCCGCAUGCUAAGCUGGAGGCGCUUCACCACAGGCUCAGUGUGUCCAGUACUUCCUACAUUAGUCCUGCUCUGCCCGGGUCCCUCCUUUCAUACCAAGAGUCUUUCCAGCCCACGGAGGAACAUGUGUUAUUGAUCAGAGUUCUUGUGAAACACUUGCACGCCUUCGCCAAUAGCCUACGACCGGAGCAAUCAUCCCCUUCUGCUCACUCUCACACACCGAGUCCAAUGGAAGAGUUAAAAAAAGUUGUUAUCCCAAGAUUCAUUCAGCCGAAGCUAUACAUCUUUCUGCAGCAUUGCUUUGGUCACUGGCCUCUGGAUGCCUCCUUUAGAGCGGUACUGGAGAUGUGGCUGAGUUACGUGCAGCCCUGGAGAUAUGUUCCUGAGAGAUCUUCUUCACCUCUUAGCAAUGAACCACAGAACCGCGCAGUCUCAAAUAAAUGGGCUCCAUUUGUACAGGAAAACCUGCUCAUGUACACAAAGCUGUUCCUUCGUUAUCUGAACCGUGCCAUCCGCAGUGACCUUUUCAGCCCCAAGAAUGCACUAAUGCUUUUCAGAGUAGCAAAGGUUUUUUCUCAACCCAAUCUUCCUGAAAUGAUCCAAAAAGGUGAGCAAUUACUCCUAGAACCAGAACCUGUUAUGCCCCACCGGCAUCACCGACUUCUUAUGUCACCAAGCCUCAGCGGAAGCUUUCUUUCAUCCUGGCAGCCUCCAAUUGCAGAUGCUUCUUUCAAGAUAAAGAGUCACGUGUACAGCCUUGAGGGGCAGGACUUCCAGUACACGCAGAUGUUUGGUAGUGAGACGAGAAAUCUGGUUCUGCGACUUGCUCAACUGAUCAUACAAGCCAAGCAAACUGCUAAAUCCAUCUCUGACCAGUAUCCAGAUACAGGCAGCCAGUCACUAUUCUCUUGGUUUGGGUUGAACAAUCAAGAUCAGAACAACACUUACACAGGGAAUGACCUUGACGAGUCAGGGUAUGACAGCAUUCGGAAAACCGAUGAACACUUGGAAAAAUCGCUGGAGUAUCUCUGUCAGAUUUUCCGGCUGAAUUCUGCACAGCUCAGUCAGCUUACAGUACACUUUGGGAAUGCACAGGAUGAAGGCCAGAGGAAUAAAUUGCCUGACUUUAUAGAGAAUGAAAAUGGUGUUUACCUGACACCACUAGGCAGACAGCAGAUAAUAAAUGGAUUGCGCAAGUUUGACAUACAGUACCAUGGUGAUCCUGAGCUCCAGCCGAUCCGUAGCUAUGAGAACGCUACGCUGGUGCGAUUACUGUACCAGCUAUCUACUAUAAUAAAUGAAAGGUUUGGCAGUACAUUUGCUUCACUUUGCAGAAGACAGGACUUUUUGGGAAGGUUUUGCAGUUAUCAUCUGAUCAGCAAUCCCACUGCACAGAGAAUGAGCCCCAUGCUAUCCACUAGUACCUAUGACCCAACUGUUCCCCGAAUCAGUCUACGAUUCUUUGCCAACUAUCGAGUCCUGCUGAAUUUGGCUCUUUUCUACUUUGUGUGUGGCAGAAUGCUGUCUAUAGGACCCGUUUCCUGUACGCUCCUCCUUUUUUUUGUAUACGUUUUAUAUGCAGCGAUGAUGACUUUACUCACUGAUCACCGGAGACCACACCAGGACUGACACAUUUUCUUUUUAUAUGUAUGUGGUUUUUUUUAAUGAUGUAGACCGUGUAUUUUAAAGGUGGAAAAAACUACAACAAUAAUCAGAAUUAAAUUGAACUCUUUAUAAAUUU
Molecule: messenger RNA, 2664 nt
Organism: Bufo bufo (common toad)
Lineage: Eukaryota; Metazoa; Chordata; Amphibia; Anura; Bufonidae
Gene: SMPD4
Product: sphingomyelin phosphodiesterase 4
Exons: 19
Coding region: 75-2552 (825 amino acids)
Biological process (GO): glycerophospholipid catabolic process; ceramide biosynthetic process; sphingomyelin catabolic process
Molecular function (GO): sphingomyelin phosphodiesterase D activity
Source: RefSeq, a predicted model, not a curated record